Cucumis melo (muskmelon) is the source of this 2274-nucleotide messenger RNA. RefSeq names its product clathrin coat assembly protein AP180. Gene Ontology annotation, cellular component: clathrin-coated vesicle; clathrin-coated pit. Bases 410 to 2131 code for a protein of 573 amino acids. Lineage: Eukaryota; Viridiplantae; Streptophyta; Magnoliopsida; Cucurbitales; Cucurbitaceae. The transcript has a single exon. The record is from RefSeq and is a predicted model, not a curated record. Gene Ontology annotation, molecular function: 1-phosphatidylinositol binding; clathrin heavy chain binding; phosphatidylinositol-4,5-bisphosphate binding. Gene Ontology annotation, biological process: clathrin coat assembly; vesicle budding from membrane; clathrin-dependent endocytosis.
UCGUUAAUAUAAAAGGAUCUUACUAAAAUAAAAAUGUAAUUGAAAGGUUUAGAGACAUAAUUGAAAGGUUUAGAUAAAGAGAUUUAAACUUGAUUUUUGGGUGAUUAGGCAAAUGGCAGCCAUUAGUUCAAUCCAACCUAUUCCAUUGAGUUUCUUCAUAAUCCAACUCAAUCAAACCUCCAAAUUCCGAAAUUCCCUCGCCUCCACAAAAUGCUCCAUAGUUCUAUUAUUCAUCGAGAUCGCCACAAUUUUCGCUACCCCAAAUACCUAUUAGAUGUAGAUUCAAAAUUUUCUACACAAUUUAUCUUACAUAGAAUCACAUAUUCUAUUCAACCAUACAAAAUCUCGAGUAGAUUCAAAUAAUUUCUUAGUUUUGUCGUGAAAUUUCCGAUUCCCGCCGUUAUCCGCCAUGCCCAGCAAACUCCGGAAGGCACUCUACGCCGUGAAAGACCAAACCAGCAUUGGUUUAGCCAAAGUCUCUUCCUCCGCCGGCGGCCCCAAUGCCACCUCCUUAGAAGUCGCCGUCCUCAAAGCCACCACUCACGACGACGUCCCUCUCGACCACCGCUACGUCAACGAAAUCCUUACUCUAAUCUCCGCCAACAAAUCCCACGCGGCCGCCUGCGCUCACUCCAUUGCCAAACGCAUUACCAAGACCCGUAAUUGGACCGUCGCUUUGAAAUCACUCAAUCUCGUCCUCAAGAUCUUCCAAGACGGUGAUCCUUAUUUCCCUAGAGAAGUCCUUCACGCUAUGAAACGCGGCGCUAAAAUCCUCAACCUCUCCAAUUUCAGAGAUGAUUCCAAUUCAAGCCCUUGGGACUAUACUGCGUUUGUUCGAACUUUUGCUCUCUAUCUUGAUGAACGUUUAGAUUGUUUCUUAACUGGGAAACUUCAGAAACGAUUCACUCAACGUAAAACAGAGAGUUACCAUGCGACUACCCGACGGAUUAACGAGCCUAUUCGUGAUAUGAAACCCGCGAUGUUGAUUGAUCGAAUUACUUAUUGGCAGAAAUUGUUGGACAGAGCAAUUGCUACUAGACCCACCGGACCCGCCAAGGGGAAUCGAUUAGUUCAACAUUCUCUUCACGCUGUUGUUCAAGAGAGCUUUGAUUUAUACAGAGAUAUCUCCGAUGGGCUUGCGCUUCUUUUAGAUAGCUUCUUCCAUUUGCAGUAUCAGUCGUGUGUUAAUGCGUUUCAAGCUUGUGUUAAAGCGGCCAAGCAAUUUGAGGAACUGGGUUCGUUUUAUGAUUUGUGUAAGAGUAUUGGGGUUGGAAGAACUUCUGAAUAUCCGAGUGUUCAACAGCCUUCCGAUGAAUUGAUUGAGACAUUGCAGGAAUUUUUGAAAGAUCAAGCUUCGUUCCCCUGUCAUGGCAACCGAUCACCGCCACAGGCGAUUCUCUCCGUACCGAUGACGAAACUCACUGACGAUCUCGAACAAUCGGAAUCUUCGGAUAAGAAUUCCGAGAGGGGAUCGGAUUUCAACUCUGUGGGGGAUAUUAUGAGCGCUACCGGAAGCUGGACAAGCCCUGCGAAUUCCGUCGAGCAAGACGGUGAAGGGUAUUCCGAUUAUCAAUCGGAGAAGCAAUCCCGGUUGGGAGAUUUCGCAAAUGAAUCGAAUCUGUCUCCGAAUUUCGCAUUCUUUGAAGAGAACGGAAUGCCAUUUGAAGAAGAAUCCCAAUUUGGGGUUGCUCCGAGUAUGAGAUUCGGUGAUUGGGAGCUCGUUCUGGCGGAAUCCGCGACGGCCUCGCCGAAAGAAUGGCCGGAUUUCUUCUCCCCUUCCAUCGGCGACGACCUGUUUGCAAAACCCUUUUCACCGCAGCACCAUUACAAGAACCCAUUCCUUCAAGAUUCAGACGAUUUAUUCACAGCUCCACCAACAUUCAAAGCAGAGAAGGAAAUGGGUCCAACAUUCCGAGCUGAGAAUAGCGUAGCUCCAACUUUCAGAGCAGAAACGGCAACAUUGAGCUCACAGAAUGAAAAUCGUGGAUUUGAUGAAUUGGGGUUUGGAAACGAUCCAUUUGCAGGGCCUUUGAAUGGAAAUGAUCAGAGUUUUGAUGAAGAAAGUUUGUUGCAACAGCAGAAAUUAUGGAAGGAGCAGCAAAACAAAAUCAUAGCGAAGCAUACAUUGUGAAUUUUGGAGAAGAAGAAUAUUGGGGAAUUGGGAUGUAAAUUUAAACAGGUUAUAUUUAUUUGUAAAUAGAGCCUCGCAGAAUCAUAUUCAAUUCAUAUAAUAAAUCUACUUUGGCUAAUGGAAAAUAUAGAGACAAAUAAUUA